This is a messenger RNA of Penicillium concentricum, 1293 nucleotides long. RefSeq names its product putative proline-rich, actin-associated protein Vrp1. Gene Ontology annotation, molecular function: actin binding. Lineage: Eukaryota; Fungi; Ascomycota; Eurotiomycetes; Eurotiales; Aspergillaceae. The coding region runs from base 1 to 1293 and encodes 430 amino acids. The record is from RefSeq and is a predicted model, not a curated record. The transcript has 2 exons.
AUGCCACCACCACCUCCUCCCCCGCCGCCGCCGCCGGGAGGUUUGGGCGGUCCUCCCCCGCCGCCCCCUCCAGGUGGCCUCCCAGGCAGACCUCCUAAAGCGCAGGUUAAAGACCGGGGCGCACUUCUCUCUGAUAUCCACAAGGGCGCCCGGCUGAAGAAAGCUGUUACCAAUGAUCGAUCAGCACCUAUAGUCGCAGGCUCAGGGGGCGUCUCAUCAGCUCCUCCUAUCGCGGGUGCGCCACCUGUCCCUGGCGCGAGGCCGCCUCCAAGCGGGCUUGCACCGCCUGUACCAUCCGGCCCAGCCGCAAAUCGAUUACGAAGCAACAGCGAAGGAGUUUCUGGGACAGAUGGUGCAGCCAGUGCAAUGCCACCUCAAUUAGGGGGUAUAUUCGCUGGUGGGAUUCCCAAGUUACGCAGUCGGGGAGGUGUCGAUACAGGUGCCAGUCGAGACUCGCCAUAUAUCUCCGAGUCCGAAGGUGCACGUCGACCACCUGCUGCGCCAGCUCCCAAGCCUCCAACAGCUCCCAGGCCUCCUGGAGCCAGGCCACCUCCCCGGCCUUCAUCGACCGAUUCACCGCAUGCACCACCGGUCAAUCCUUUGGUUGCCGGCUUGAAGAAGCCUCCCCCGAGACCUGCUGCACGAUCCUCAUCUACAGUUCCAGCGCCAGCUACAAAGGCACCUGAAGCACCGCCUCCACGCGCGCCUCCCCCACCUCCAGCACCGGGCAAGCUUCCACCACCGCCUACAUCGAGAAAACCGUCCGGACCCCCACCACCUCCCCCAUCAGCCCCCGCGGCUCGGGCACCUCCUCCCCCGCCGGCUGCUUCCAGAUCGACACCACCCCCUCCGCCAUCAGUAGCUCCGCCAUCAAUUGCUGCACAAGCUGCCCGUUCCGCCCUGGGACAUUCUUCGCCUUCGGCACCUCCCCCGCCACCCCCAUCAGCUGCCCCAGGUGCUCCACCCCCACCCCCUCCAACUUCACUUCCUGUAGCUCCGCCAAGCGAGCCGCCAUCUCGACCAUCCCCUGUUUCCUCUCGCCCCGUCUCCCAUGAACCCUUUGCAGCGCUAGACCCUAGUGCUUAUACACUUUCCAAUGGUGGAUCGCCUGCACCAAGCUCACGAAGCCCUGCAACACAUGGACGUGGCCCAGUCCGAAUAGAAGAUGUGCGAUUCAAAUUCCAAAGCGAGGGACUGCUCCCCAAGCCACGGCAAUUUAUUGGUGGAGAGCGCCGAUAUCGUGCUGGAAGGGGCAGCAGUGUUCCUUUGGAUCUGAGUGCUUUGCGAGGCUGA